Molecule: messenger RNA, 2424 nt
Organism: Lynx canadensis (Canada lynx)
Lineage: Eukaryota; Metazoa; Chordata; Mammalia; Carnivora; Felidae
Gene: CYP51A1
Product: lanosterol 14-alpha demethylase
Exons: 10
Coding region: 172-1683 (503 amino acids)
Molecular function (GO): heme binding; oxidoreductase activity, acting on paired donors, with incorporation or reduction of molecular oxygen; monooxygenase activity
Source: RefSeq, a predicted model, not a curated record
CGUGGGAGCCACGGGUAGGGGUGGGACUCGCUUUAGUGGGAGAGCUGGGGGCCGGGGCCGUGUUCGGACGCCCAUCUGCCGGCUUCUCUCGCUCCGUGGAUUCGGAGGAGCGGCCGCGACCUCGGCCUCCAGCGUCUCCAGCAAACUGUAGUGGAUGCUGUGGCGGCCAGGAUGCUGCUGCUGGGAUUACUGCAGGCGGGCGGGUCUGUGUUGGGGCAGGCGAUGGAGAGGGUGACCGGCGGCAACCUCCUAUCCAUGCUGCUAAUCGCCUGCGCCUUCACGCUUGGCCUAGUCUACCUGUUCCGCCUUGCAGUCGGCCACCUGGCCCCCAUGCCGCCCGGGGCGAAAAGUCCACCAUACAUUUUCUCUCCAAUUCCAUUCCUUGGACAUGCCAUAGCAUUUGGGAAAAGUCCAAUUGAAUUCCUAGAAAAUGCAUAUGAGAAGUAUGGACCUGUAUUUAGCUUUACCAUGGUGGGCAAGACAUUUACUUACCUUCUGGGGAGUGAUGCUGCUGCACUGCUUUUUAAUAGUAAAAAUGAAGACCUGAAUGCAGAAGAUGUCUACAGUCGGCUGACAACACCUGUGUUUGGGAAGGGAGUUGCAUAUGAUGUCCCUAAUCCAGUGUUUUUGGAGCAGAAGAAAAUGUUAAAAAGUGGCCUUAACAUAGCCCACUUUAGACAGCACGUUUCUAUAAUUGAAAAAGAAACAAAGGAAUACUUUCAAAGUUGGGGAGAAAGUGGAGAAAAAAAUUUGUUUGAAGCUCUUUCUGAGCUCAUAAUUUUAACAGCUAGCCAUUGUUUACAUGGAAAGGAAAUCAGAAGUCAACUCAAUGAGAAAGUGGCACAACUGUAUGCAGAUUUGGAUGGAGGUUUCAGCCAUGCAGCCUGGCUGCUACCAGGCUGGCUCCCUUUGCCGAGUUUCAGACGCAGGGACAGAGCUCAUCGAGAGAUCAAGAAUAUUUUCUAUAAAGCAAUCCAGAAACGCAGACAGUCAGAAGAAAAACUUGAUGAUAUUCUCCAAACUUUACUAGAUUCUACUUACAAGGAUGGGCGUCCUCUGACAGAUGAUGAAGUGGCAGGCAUGCUUAUUGGACUGCUCUUGGCAGGGCAGCAUACAUCUUCAACUACGAGUGCCUGGAUGGGCUUCUUUUUGGCCAGAGACAAAACACUUCAAGAAAAAUGCUAUUUAGAACAGAAGACAGUCUGCGGAGAAGAUCUGCCUCCUUUAACUUACGAUCAGCUCAAGGAUCUAAAUGUACUUGAUCGCUGUAUAAAAGAAACAUUAAGACUUCGACCUCCUAUAAUGACUAUGAUGAGAAUGGCCAAAACCCCUCAGACUGUGGCAGGGUAUACCAUUCCUCCAGGACAUCAGGUGUGUGUUUCUCCUACUGUCAAUCAAAGACUUAAAGACUCAUGGGUAGAACGCCUGGACUUUAAUCCUGAUCGCUACUUACAGGACAAUCCAGCAUCAGGAGAGAAGUUUGCCUAUGUGCCAUUUGGAGCUGGGCGUCAUCGUUGUAUUGGGGAGAAUUUUGCUUAUGUUCAAAUCAAGACAAUUUGGUCCACUAUGCUUCGUUUAUAUGAAUUUGAUCUCAUUGAUGGAUAUUUUCCCACUGUGAAUUAUACAACCAUGAUUCACACCCCUGAAAACCCAGUUAUCCGAUACAAACGAAGAUCAAAAUGAAAAAGGCUGCAAGGAACUAAUAUGUGGAACAUCACUGUAAACUGCAAAAAGCAUUUGAAGUGAAUGAAGUUUACGAAACAACUCGUGGUAUAUUCUUUGAGUGUAAUUUUAAAAAGCUUAACUUAUGGUUUUUAUAUUUUCUUAACUGAAUGGUUACAUCAAAUCUAAUGGCAUUUGAGGUAUUUCCUAAUAGUUUUAUGAUGGGUAUAUACUGUAGAUGCUUUAAGAAAAUCAAGUUCAUUAAUAAGGAAUUAGGGGGAUCUUGGUAAUUGACAGACUCUAAACAUAGUUUCUAGAUAUUUAACAACAAAAAUAGCUCUUGGCAAAUAAGUUCAGGGUAUUCAAAUCAUGAUCUAUAAGUAUAAAUGCCUAGGGAGAUUCUUAGAAACCUUAGGUUAUUUAUUUACUCGGUAGUGUUUGUGUGUGUGUGUGAGUGAAGAUGAGUGGGUAGGGAAGAAACUCACAUUUAAAGCCUUGGAUAAAAGAGAAUCCCAUCAGUUGUUUUGGUAUGAUGAUACCCAGCAAAGAUGGAGCUAUGCUGUAGUUGAAUGUCCUUUGAAAUUUUAAGUGGAAGUAUUGUCUCCAGGAAAUUGAGACUUAACAGUGACUUAAUAAUACUAAAGACUGCACAUGUAUCUUGAUCUAAUUAUUUAAAUAUUACAGAUAAAUUUGUAUCUGGUUCCACAUAGUCACAUGUGUGUGAAAGCCCAAAAUAAAGUCCUUAAAGGAUACUUUUUGUUC